AGAUGCUCGGAAAAUGAGAGACGGGCCACCUCGCGUAGACCCGCGGGACCCGUCGCAACGUAGCAUUCGCCAAACAUGAGCCGUAACGGGGAACGACUGCUUUGUUUUCUCGAGGAUGACCGCGCGCUUCAUGAGCUUCCCUUUCCCGAAUGUUUAUUUGAAGUGGAAACGCGAGACACUCACGCGCGCCUCGUUUGCGUCCCGGUGGUUGUUUUAGCCCAGUUGGUCGCUCGCGUUAGUUAGCGCCGAAGCUAAUUCGAGCUCUGCUAGCAGUUAGCCGAGUGCAGUCGAUGGCUUCCUGCUAAAAGUAACACUAAAGCCUUCAUUUCCCCCCCAGAAAUGCUACUUGACGAAAUCAUAUCACGUCAAAUUCGAUUUUAAAGACAAACUUUGGUUUGGGCAGGUUUGAAUUGUUUUUUUUUGGUUAUUGUUCACCUCGACGUUCUCCGACCAUGCUCAGAGGGUGCGCAGACAAGAUGACGAGGCUUAAGACUCUGAAAGAAGAGAAGGAACAACUGCAGCACAGGGUCAUCCGCGCCAUGCACAGGAAGCUGCGGACCGACGAGAUGAAGUGGAAGAUCAUGUGGUGCCGCGUGAAGAUGGAGCAGAUCAACCAGGCGCUGACCUGCGCGCAACAAGAAGUCAAGAGCGACAAGGAGCUGCUGCUGCAGUCCCAGGAAGAACGCCAGCGCCUCCAGCGCCGCGCCAACCGCCACCGGCAGAAGCAAGACAAGAUCGAGCGGCACAACCGCCGUCUGGGCGAGCUGCUGGAGCGACGCCGGCGGGAGCUGAGCGGGCGACUGGCGGAGCUGGCGGCCACGCGGCGCCAUCACGUGGCCGAGUUGAUGGCGCACAUCUUCCCCACGCGGGAAGAGAAGGGCUGCAGCAGAGACCCCGCCGACGUGGUCUCCGAGUGCGACGCGACGCUGACGUCCAGCACGGUGAGCGAGCUGGCGGAGGCGCGCAGGACCACCUACCUGUCGGGCCGCUGGAUCUGGGAUGACCAGAACGGGGAGACCAGCGUCAGCAUCACGGGGCCCGCCGUCACGUUGCCUAGCAACGGGGACUGCUCGGCCUACUACGGCCGGGCGGACGACAAGAGCGGCAAGCACGGCCCCGAACUGGACCACAUCAACCCGGCGCACACCAUCAGCGCCGCUCUGUGCUACGCCACGCAGCUGCUCACCGUCUUGUCGCACAUCCUGGAUGUCGUCCUCCCCAAGAAGCUGUGCAACAGCGAGUUCUGCGGCGACAGCCUGAGUCGCUUCCGCUUCACACGCGCGCUCAGCAAGCUCAACGCCAACACGCUGCAUCUGUGCUUCUCACAGCACGUAGACUGCGACAAGCUCCACCCGCACCACACCCUGCGCAACAUCAUGUUCCUGGUCUCGGCCGCCAACCCCGACCUGGGCAGGACGGGUCCGUUCGAGGUGAGCGCCGACCUGGAGGAGUCGAUGGAGCUGGUGGAGCCCGAGGCCUCGGGAGCCGUGGAGGAGAGCGGCGACGAGGCCGUCACCGACGACGAGACCGACCUCGGCACCGACUGGGAGACCGUCCCCAGCCCGCGCUUCUGCGACAUACCCUCGCAGCCGAUGGAUCUCUCCCAGAGCGCGCUGCAGGUGUCCCAGCCGUCCGUCAUCACGGGAGGGAUGAUCUCAUCGGCGGCGGCCUCCGUCACGUCCUGGUUCCGAGCGUACACGGGUCAGCGCUGAG
Hippocampus zosterae (dwarf seahorse) is the source of this 1713-nucleotide messenger RNA. RefSeq names its product autophagy related 14 (gene atg14). Gene Ontology annotation, biological process: autophagosome assembly; mitophagy; cellular response to starvation. The transcript is spliced from 11 exons. Bases 453 to 1712 code for a protein of 419 amino acids. The record is from RefSeq and is a predicted model, not a curated record. Gene Ontology annotation, cellular component: mitochondria-associated endoplasmic reticulum membrane contact site; extrinsic component of omegasome membrane; phosphatidylinositol 3-kinase complex, class III. Lineage: Eukaryota; Metazoa; Chordata; Actinopteri; Syngnathiformes; Syngnathidae.